Megalobrama amblycephala (Wuchang bream) is the source of this 2197-nucleotide messenger RNA. Its product is annotated as E3 ubiquitin-protein ligase TRIM39-like. NCBI's taxonomy places the organism in Eukaryota, Metazoa, Chordata, Actinopteri, Cypriniformes, Xenocyprididae. The record is from RefSeq and is a predicted model, not a curated record. Gene Ontology annotation, molecular function: zinc ion binding; protein binding. The transcript has 8 exons. The coding region runs from base 423 to 2042 and encodes 539 amino acids.
CUCAAAUGACUGCACUGGCUUGCAGAUGAGCAUAAAAUGCUUUAUAAAGGCUAAUAAUACAUUUCUCUGGCAUUGUCACAUGAACCAUUGUUGCAAAUUAUUCCUGGUCCUAGAAGUCUCAUGGCUAGUUUGAGGAUCUACGUAUCUGUUUUACAUAAAACUAGAAGCAGGAGUAUGCCAGCCUAUUUCCUUACAGCAGAUGAUUUUAUGGGCAGUCUUUGUUCUGGAAACUGAUAACAAAUAUUGGACUAUGACCUUACUGUACUCAGUGAGAGAUUCACAGAAAAUAAAACUAACUUGAUCAACAACAAUAUGGACGCCUGAAAUGAUCAACCUCUUUAAGCAACAGAAUAUUUAUUGAGCCAUUCAAAGAGUCUUGUGGACACAUCUGAUCCUCACAGGCUUAAAUAGGGGUUAGAGCAAUGGCAGAAUGGGCUUCGAGGUCAUCAAAAGGAAGAAAGACCAGGAGACGGAGUAUAAGUCCACCUCCAGGGAUGUCAUCCUCCAGCAGUCCACUGACUGAGGAGCUUCAGUGCUCGAUAUGUCUGGACGUGUUCACUGAUCCAAUCAGCACUUCAUGUGGACACAACUUCUGCAAGACCUGUCUGAAUAAGUGCUGGGACAACAGCCAGACCUGCAACUGUCCAUAUUGUAAAGAAACAUUCAAGAUCAGACCUGAUCUCAAGAUUAAUACCACACUCAGAGAGCUCGUAGAUCACUAUAAAAAGAAAAGUCCUGAGAAAAAAACUGAAGUUCUGAAAAAAAAUGAAGUUCUGUGUGACGUCUGUGAGGAAAGAAAGCUGAAAGCCCUGAAGUCGUGUCUGGGGUGUCUGAGCUCUUACUGUGAAACUCACCUGGAGCCUCAUUUGAAAGUGGCAGGUUUAAAGAAACACAAACUGAUCAAUCCUGUGAGGAAUCUGGAGGACUAUAUAUGUCAGAAACAUGAGAGACCUCUGGAGAUGUUCUGUAGAGAUGAUCAGACAUGUGCGUGUCCGAUAUGUGAUAGGAAAUACCACAAGAACCACAACUCUGUUCCUAUAGAAGAGGAGAGUGAAGAGAAGAAGACUCAACUAAUGAAGACACAGAAAGAUGUGCAGCAGAUGAUCCAGGACAGAAUCAAGAAGAUUCAAGAUGUCAAACACUCAGCAGAAGUCAGAAAAAAAUGUUACACUGAACUGCUGGAGAUGAUGGAGGAGCAGCAGAAAGCAGCAGAGAAACAGGAGGAAGAGCUCAUUGAAGAGCUGGAGCAGGAGAUCACUGAGCUAAAGAUGAGAAACACUGAGCUGGAGCAGCUCUCACACACUGAAGAUCACCUCCACCUCCUACAGAUUUACUCAUCCCUGUGCAGCUCUAGAAACACCAGGAACUGGUCUGAGAUCAGUGUGAAGACUGAUGAGAGUCUGGAGACUCUGAGGAGAGCUCUGACUCAACUGAAGGACACUCUACAGGAGAAACUCACAUUAAAUGAUCUGAAGAGGAUGCAGCAGUAUGAAGUGGAUGUGACUCUGGAUCCUGAUACAGCUCAUCCUCAACUCAUCCUGUCUGAUGAUGGAAAACAAGUGAGACAUGGAGACAUUUGGCAGAAACGGCCAGACAAACCAGAGAGAUUUGAUAGGUGUGCAAUUGUCCUGGGAAAGGAGGGAUUCUCCUCAGGGAGAUUUUAUUUUGAGGUGCAGGUGAAGGGAAAGACUGACUGGGGUUUAGGAGUGGCCAGAGAAUCCAUUAACAGGAAGGGAGAGAUCACACCGUGUCCCAGUUAUGGAUUCUGGACUGUGGCUCUGAGGAAUGGGAAUGAAUAUAAAGCCCGUGCUGGUCCUCCUGUCUCUCUGUAUCUGAGAGUGAAGCCGCAGCAGGUCGGUGUGUUUGUGGAUUAUGAGGAGGGUCUGGUCUCCUUUUAUGAUGUGGAGUCCAGCUCUCAUAUCUACUCUUUCACUGGUCAGUCUUUCACUGGGAAACUCUAUCCAUUUUUUAGCCCGUGCUUUAAUGAUGGAGGUAAAAACUCAACUCCACUGAUCAUCACACCUGUCAAUCACAAAAAAUGAAUAUACAUUCCUAAUAUGAAAUACUUAAUGAAUAUAAUGCUUCAUGUACUAAUGCUUAAAAACAUCAAAUAUGUGUUCUUACUCAAAGGAUGAGAAUCAUUUGUUGUAGCUGUUUUACAUCAAACUGAUACAGCAUCUGAAUAAAGACAUUAUUU